Messenger RNA from Ziziphus jujuba (common jujube), 3222 nucleotides. RefSeq lists its product as uncharacterized. Lineage: Eukaryota; Viridiplantae; Streptophyta; Magnoliopsida; Rosales; Rhamnaceae. The coding region runs from base 637 to 2904 and encodes 755 amino acids. The record is from RefSeq and is a predicted model, not a curated record. Gene Ontology annotation, molecular function: DNA binding; protein dimerization activity. The transcript is spliced from 4 exons.
UGAAAUUUUAGAUAAAAUAUUAAAAAAAUAAUAAUUUUUCAUUUUUUAAUUUAGGGACACGUGAGAGACAGAGAAGCAGAAUUUUAACUACCACGAACCCGAUUCUACGGUCGUGUCCGUCCGCCUGGUUCAGCUGCAGGUGAACCACGAACCCAUUUCACGGCUCUCCAGCAAUGCAACCGGAAGUUUCGGUUUCCACUUGCCAAAACCGGUCUAGCUAAUGACACUUUGACCAAUUACCCUGUUAAACCCGAACUAAAAAUGAUAAACACAACCGGUUAUCGUCGCUGCCCUAACCGGUCCGUUCGGUUAUACAUCCACGGCUUUAUAAAACCGCUUAGCUCAACCAUCCUAGCUCGGUUAUGCAAAUAUUUUCCCGAAUAAAACCCCCCAUUUUCUCUUCAAUAGCACUCGAUGAAGCAUGAACAAGUAAGCUCCUUCACUAUCUUAUUCUUUUCUUUUACGUUUUCCUUUGAAGGAAAAUGAAAAUAUAUUCACUCUUUUGGUGUUAAAGGCAUCAAUUGAAUAGCUUGCUUUUAGUUUUGAAUUGGGUAGGAUUUUUCUUUCAUUUUUUUUUUUUUUUGGUAGUAAAUUUUGGGUCAUUUUCAUGUUAGUUGAUUGGUUAAGGUUGUUAAGAUGGCUUCGGGUUUGGAACCUGUUCCAAUAACUUCCCAAAAACAUGACCCAGCAUGGAAACAUUGUCAAAUGUUCAAGAUUGGAGAUAGAGUGCAGCUCAGAUGUAUAUACUGUAGCAAAUUGUUUAAGGGUGGUGGGAUUCAUAGGAUUAAAGAACACCUUGCUGGUCAAAAAGGAAAUGCAUCGACUUGUCUACGUGUGCCGCCCGAUGUUCGGGCUCUAAUGCAACAGAGUCUGGAUGGGGUUGUAGUGAAGAAGAGGAAUAGGCAAAAGCUUGAUGAAGAGAUUACCAAUAUUAACCCCCGGCCUCAUAGUGAGCUAGAAUCACUUUCUCAUCAUGGUGAUGAUGUUAACACUGGGCUUCAAUUUGGAAGUCCUGAUGCUCUUGAACACAAUUCGGGUUUGUUGGUGAUUCGAGAAGAAGGGACGACGAGUAGUAGGAGUACGGAAAGAAGGAAAAGAGGGAGAGGUAAAGCUUCUUCGGCACAUGAUGCUGCUGGUUUGAUUAAUAGUGCUGUCUUAGGUUCCAAAAAAGUAAGCAGUAAUAUUCACAUGGCAAUUGGGCGGUUUUUGUAUGAUAUUGGUGCUCCUCUAGAUGCAGUGAACUCGGCCUAUUUUCAACCAAUGGUUGAUGCAAUUGCUUCAGGAGGUUUGGGGGUUGUCUUGCCCUCAUAUCAUGAUCUUCGUGGUUGGAUAUUGAAGAAUUCAGUGGAAGAAGUUAGGAGUGAUAUUGAUAAAUACAGGGCAUUUUGGGAAAGGACUGGUUGUUCUAUUUUGGUUGACCAGUGGAGCAUGGAAAUAAGUAGAGUUUUCCUAAGUUUGUUGGUGCAUUGUCCUAAGGGAACUGUGUUUUUGAAAUCUGUGGAUGAUCCUAAUAUUAUUAAUUCAUCAGAUGAUCUUUAUGAGUUGCUUAAGACCACAGUGGAAGAAGUUGGUGUAACGAAUGUGCUGCAAGUGAUUACUAGCAAUGACGAGCAAUAUAUUGUUGCAGGCAGAAGGUUGACUGAAACUUUCCCCAAUCUAUAUUGGUCUCCAUGUGCAGCUCGUUGCAUAGAUUUGAUACUUGAGGAUUUUGGAAACAUAGGCUGGAUAAAUGUAACAAUAGAACAGGCUCGAUCUAUUACAAGAUUUGUCUACAAUCACAGUAUUGUUUUGAAUAUGGUCAGAAGAUAUACUUUUGGCAAUGAUAUUGUGGAACCAGGAGUCACUCGUUUUGCUACUAACUUUUCAACUUUAAAACGACUGGUUGAUCUUAAACACAACUUGCAGGCCAUGGUUACCUCACAGGAGUGGUUGGACUGCUCAUAUUCAAAGAAAUCAGGGGGUCUGGAAAUGUUAGAUUCAAUUAGCAGUCAGUCAUUUUGGUCCUCAUGCCUCCAGAUUGUCCAUCUAACAAAUCCACUCUUACGAGUUUUGAGGAUAGUUGUCAGUGAGAACAGGCCUGCAAUGGGGUAUGUUUAUGCAGGAAUCUAUCGAGCAAAAGAAUCAAUUAAGAAAGAACUUGUUAAGAGGGAGGAUUACAUGCUUUAUUGGAAUAUUAUAGAUCAUAGAUGGGAACGACAGUGGAACCUUCCUCUUCAUGCUGCUGGCUUCUAUCUUAACCCUAAAUUUUUUUACAGUGUUGAAGGAGAUCUGCACAAUGAUAUCCUCUCAGGGAUGUUUGACUGCAUAGAGAGAUUGGUUCCUGAUACAAAAGUCCAAGAUAAAAUAAUCAAAGAGAUGAACUCAUACAAGACUGCUGCUGGUGAUUUUGGGAGAAAGAUGGCAAUGAGGACUAGAGAUACUUUGCUACCUGCUGAAUGGUGGUCAACAUAUGGAGGAGGUUGCCCAAAUUUGGCACGUUUGGCUAUCCGUAUUCUCAGUCAAACUUGCAGCUCCAUUAGAUGUAAGCACAAUCGGGUUCCUUUUGAGAAAAUGUAUGAGACAGGGAAUUGCCUAGAGCAUCAGCGUCUCAGUGACCUUGUCUUUGUUCAGUACAACUUGCAACUAAGGCAGAUGGUUGAUAGGAGCAAUGGACAAGAUUCUAUAGACCCCAUUUCAUUUGAUUGUGUUGGUGUUGUUGAAGACUGGGUCAGAAUGAAGGACAUGUGCUUGGACGACCACGGGGAUACAGAUUGGACAGCACUUGAUCCACCCUCUGCCAACACAAUGCUUUUAGGUCCCCCAAAUGAUGAUGCUGAUGACUUGGGGUUUGAUGAUUAUGAGGUUUUUAGCAGGUUGAAAGAGAGUGAAGAGGAAAAUGGUGAAGAUAAUGUAAUUAUCCAGUAGGUCAGCAUCUAAGAGAUAUUGGAGGAAAAUGUUGUAAGAUAUCUGUGCCUGUGCUCUCAUCUAGUUUCCCAAAGCCUUAAAGUAUAGGCAGGUAGUGUUUGGCAUUGUAGCUGAUAACUAGAAUCAAAUAGUGUUGUAAUUAAAAGGCUCUUGUAUAUGCUAUCCUCUUGUAGCUCAGAGGCUUCAUACUCAUUCAAGUUGUUUAAAUCAAAUAUGGUGUAAUUUUAUUUAUGCAUUGAAGGUGGGUCAAUUUGCAGGGUAUGAUGAUUGUAGGAUUUUUCACACAUAAACAAGUUUUAAGAAAUUAUGUUUUUUAAA